AGCGAGGCACAUGUACGAAUCCAAUCGCAACCUGGCAGAGAUCAUGAUCACAGGCUGUUCACCGUGGCGAUGCAUGAGCGCUGAGCGCCUGCUUAUACCACUCCGAGUCUCCGACGGACCAAAACACGUAAUCCAAAAUUUGUCACGCCCACUACCACCACCAAAAUGCCCAUCACAUCCCCAACACUCGUUCCCCGCCCUCCAAUCAUCCCUCUCGUCCUCCCGCGCGCACCCCAAGUAAACCCAACCCCACUCCCAAAACUCGAUCGCUACCCCGGGCGCAUGGACACCCGACGCGAUCUCCAACGCGAAAUCGACGAUCUCUCAGACGAGGAGAACGAACUUGAAGAUUCUAAUUUGGGGAUAAGGAAUCGAGGGUUCCAGUGGCUCGUUCCUAUUGGACGGAGUACGACGCAGUUGGAGGAGAAGAAUGAGGCAGAAGACGAUUCCGAUGGUUCUGAUACAGGCCAAUCAGGCGGCGGCCCUUCGAUUAACGAGGAUGGCGAGGAGAACGACGAUUCAGGAGCAGAUCUGGACGCAAGCAUGGAAGAUAUGGAUGAUGAGGGUGAAACGGGGACAGCAAGUGAAGCGGAGGAUGCGAAUGAUAUGACGGAUGAUUUUGAGGAGAGAUCGAGCGAUGCUUGAUACGCCACACACAUCAAGUCAGGGCAGAGAAAACCGAUAAAAUUAUAGGCGGUAUCGAUAAAUCUUGGUACUUAGAUCCUUGUCGCCCAUCUCUGCUUCCCAACGAUGCCGAAGUCGGGCCACCGCGAAGUCAUCGUCACUACGAAGUUCAACCACCACAGACUCGGAUCGAACCACUAUGAACCCCAUUCAAUGAACUACCCCCCGAAAAUCUGUUACAGACAACGUCCCACGCGUAUGCCUUCUCCUAGGGCUAGCAUUAGCCAUGACCAAUGGCCGUACCCAUACUCGGACGUGGCCUGCUUUUGACGCUGUUAUG
Messenger RNA from Suillus plorans, 964 nucleotides. RefSeq lists its product as uncharacterized. The coding region runs from base 166 to 645 and encodes 159 amino acids. The transcript has 4 exons. Lineage: Eukaryota; Fungi; Basidiomycota; Agaricomycetes; Boletales; Suillaceae. The record is from RefSeq and is a predicted model, not a curated record.